This is a messenger RNA of Castor canadensis (American beaver), 5022 nucleotides long. NCBI's taxonomy places the organism in Eukaryota, Metazoa, Chordata, Mammalia, Rodentia, Castoridae. The record is from RefSeq and is a predicted model, not a curated record.
AGCCCAAGGUGCUGCCGUUGCUAGUAGAAGUCGGACUUGUCGCCCGAGCCGCGCGUCUGCCGAGGUCUGGGACCGAGUGGAGCUCGCAGCCGCGGUCCCGGAGCCCACCCUGCCCCCCGCCCCUGCCCGACCCUCGGUGAUGGAGCCAGCCACCGCGCUGCCCCCGGGCCCGCGCCCGGCGCUGCCUCUCGGGGGCCCGGGCCCGCUGGGCGAGUUCCUGCCUCCCCCCGAGUGUCCGGUCUUCGAGCCCAGCUGGGAAGAGUUCGCGGACCCCUUCGCUUUCAUCCACAAGAUCCGGCCCAUAGCCGAGCAGACUGGGAUCUGUAAGGUGCGGCCGCCGCCGGACUGGCAGCCACCAUUCGCAUGUGAUGUUGAUAAACUUCAUUUCACCCCACGUAUCCAGAGGCUGAAUGAAUUGGAGGCUCAAACACGUGUAAAACUGAAUUUCCUGGACCAGAUUGCAAAGUACUGGGAGUUACAGGGAAGCACUUUGAAAAUCCCACAUGUGGAGAGGAAGAUCUUGGACUUGUUUCAGCUAAAUAAGUUAGUUGCAGAAGAAGGUGGAUUUGCAGUUGUUUGCAAAGAUAGAAAAUGGACCAAAAUUGCCACGAAGAUGGGAUUUGCCCCUGGCAAAGCUGUGGGCUCACAUAUCAGAGGGCAUUACGAACGAAUCCUCAACCCCUACAACUUAUUCCUGUCUGGAGACAGCUUGAGGUGUCUGCAGAAGCCCAGUCUGACAACGGACACCAAGGACAAGGAGUACAAACCCCAUGAUAUUCCCCAGAGGCAGUCCGUGCAGCCCUCAGAGACAUGCCCGCCCGCCCGACGAGCCAAGCGCAUGAGAGCAGAGGCCAUGAGUAUUAAAAUAGAACCAGAAGAGACAACAGAAGCUAGGACUCAUAAUCUGAGACGCCGGAUGGGUUGUCCAACUCCAAAGUGCGAAAAUGAGAAAGAAAUGAAAAGUAACAUCAAGCAGGAACCCAUUGAGAAGAAAGACUAUAUUUUAGAAAGUGAGAAGGAAAAACCCAAGAGUCGAUCUAAAAAAACUACCAGUGCUGUAGAUUUGUAUGUCUGCCUCUUAUGUGGCAGUGGCAAUGAUGAAGAUCGGCUUCUCUUGUGUGAUGGCUGUGAUGACAGUUACCAUACAUUUUGCUUGAUCCCACCUCUCCAUGAUGUUCCCAAGGGAGAUUGGAGGUGUCCUAAGUGUUUGGCUCAGGAAUGUAGUAAGCCACAAGAAGCAUUUGGCUUUGAACAAGCAGCCAGGGACUAUACACUUCGUACUUUUGGGGAAAUGGCAGAUGCGUUCAAAUCUGAUUACUUCAACAUGCCAGUCCACAUGGUUCCUACAGAACUGGUUGAAAAAGAAUUUUGGCGCUUGGUAAGCACUAUUGAAGAGGAUGUCACAGUGGAGUAUGGAGCCGAUAUUGCUUCAAAGGAGUUUGGCAGUGGAUUUCCUGUUCGAGAUGGAAAGAUCAAACUGUCCCCUGAGGAAGAGGAAUAUCUUGAUAGUGGCUGGAAUUUGAACAAUAUGCCAGUAAUGGAGCAGUCUGUUCUUGCUCACAUUACUGCUGACAUAUGUGGCAUGAAACUCCCUUGGUUAUAUGUGGGAAUGUGCUUUUCCUCCUUCUGUUGGCAUAUUGAAGACCACUGGAGCUAUUCAAUCAACUACCUGCAUUGGGGUGAGCCAAAAACCUGGUAUGGAGUUCCAGGGUACGCUGCCGAGCAACUAGAAAAUGUAAUGAAGAAGCUCGCUCCAGAGCUCUUUGUGUCCCAGCCAGAUCUGCUCCAUCAGCUUGUGACCAUCAUGAACCCCAAUACUCUGAUGACUCAUGAAGUGCCUGUUUACCGAACGAAUCAGUGUGCUGGGGAGUUUGUGAUUACAUUUCCAAGAGCCUACCAUAGUGGUUUUAACCAAGGUUUUAAUUUUGCUGAAGCUGUUAAUUUCUGCACUGUUGAUUGGUUACCAUUAGGCCGACAGUGUGUGGAGCAUUAUCGCUUGCUUCACCGUUACUGUGUGUUUUCCCAUGAUGAGAUGAUCUGCAAGAUGGCUUCCAAGGCUGAUGUGCUAGAUGUUGUAGUGGCUUCAACUGUUCAGAAGGACAUGGCCAUUAUGAUUGAGGAUGAGAAAGCUUUAAGGGAAACUGUCCGGAAAUUGGGAGUAAUUGAUUCGGAAAGAAUGGAUUUUGAGCUAUUGCCAGAUGACGAGCGGCAGUGUAUAAAAUGCAAAACUACAUGCUUCAUGUCUGCCAUCUCCUGCUCUUGUAAACCUGCUCUGCUUGUUUGCCUGCAUCAUGUGAGAGAAUUGUGUUCCUGUCCUCCUUAUAAAUAUAAACUGCGGUACAGGUACACUCUGGAUGAUCUCUACCCCAUGAUGAAUGCAUUGAAGCUUCGAGCAGAGUCUUAUAACGAAUGGGCCUUGAAUGUGAAUGAAGCUUUGGAGGCAAAGAUCAACAAGAAGAAAAGUCUCGUCAGCUUCAAGGCUUUAAUUGAAGAAUCAGAAAUUAAGAAAUUCCCAGACAAUGAUCUUUUGCGUCACCUUCGUUUGGUCACACAGGAUGCAGAGAAGUGUGCCUCUGUUGCCCAGCAGUUGCUUAAUGGCAAGAGGCAAACCAGAUACCGAUCUGGUGGAGGAAAAUCCCCAAACCAGCUGACAGUGAAUGAACUCAGACAGUUCGUCACACAAUUAUAUGCUCUUCCAUGUGUUCUCAGUCAAACGCCAUUGCUAAAGGAUCUCUUGAAUCGUGUAGAAGAUUUCCAGCAGCAUAGUCAGAAACUACUUUCUGAGGAAAUGCCUAGUGCUGCUGAGCUGCAGGACUUGCUUGAUGUCAGCUUCGAGUUUGAUGUUGAACUUCCGCAGCUUGCUGAGAUGCGUGUCCGUCUGGAGCAGGCCCGAUGGCUAGAAGAGGUGCAGCAAGCUUGCCUAGAGCCCAGCUCCCUGACUUUAGAUGAUAUGAGACGUCUCAUAGACCUUGGGGUGGGACUGGCCCCAUAUUCCGCAGUAGAGAAAGCCAUGGCCCGGCUACAAGAACUGCUGACAGUGUCAGAGCAUUGGGAUGACAAAGCCAAGAGUCUCCUCAAGGCCAGACCAAGGCAUUCAUUGAGCAGCCUUGCUACCGCAGUAAAGGAGAUUGAGGAAAUCCCUGCGUAUCUGCCCAAUGGUGCAGCUUUGAAAGAUUCAGUGCAGAGAGCCAGAGACUGGCUUCAAGAUGUAGAGGGGCUGCAGGCUGGAGGACGUGUGCCAGUGUUAGACACACUCAUAGAACUUGUAGCAAGAGGCCGAUCUAUCCCAGUACAUCUGAAUUCUUUGCCAAGACUGGAAUUACUAAUAGCUGAAGUUCAGGUUUGGAAAGAAUGUGCUGCUAACACGUUCUUGACUGAGAAUUCUCCAUAUUCUCUUUUGGAGGUGCUGUGUCCUCGAUGUGAUAUUGGCCUUUUGGGAUUGAAAAGGAAACAGAGAAAGUUAAAGGAGCCCUUGUCAAGUGGAAAGAAGAAAAGCACCAAAUUAGAGAGCCUGAGUGACCUGGAGAGGGCUUUAACUGAAAGCAAAGAGACUGCUUCAGCUAUGGCAACGCUUGGGGAAGCUCGCCUUAGGGAAAUGGAAGCUUUGCAGUCUCUCAGACUUGCCAAUGAAGGGAAACUGCUGUCACCUGCCCAAGAUGUGGAAAUGAAGGUCUGCCUGUGUCAGAAGGCUCCAGCGACUCCCAUGAUCCAAUGCGAACUUUGCAGGGAUGCUUUCCACACUAGUUGUGUGGCAGUACCCAGUAUUUCACAAAGCCCCCGAAUUUGGCUUUGUCCCCACUGUCGGAGGUCAGAGAAGCCUCCAUUAGAGAAAAUUCUGCCCCUUCUGGCCUCCCUGCAGCGUAUCCGAGUUCGCCUUCCUGAGGGAGAUGCACUUCGGUAUAUGAUUGAAAGAACCGUGAACUGGCAACACAGAGCCCAACAACUACUUUCGUCAGGGAAUCUAAAAUUUGUUCAAGACCGAGUGGGCUCAGGACUGUUAUAUAGCAGAUGGCAAGCCUCAGCAGGACAGAUGUCAGAGACAAACAAGGUAUCUCAACCUCCUGGCACAACGUCCUUUUCCUUGCCUGAUGACUGGGACAACAGAACCUCGUAUUUACAUUCUCCCUUCUCUACUGGACGGAGUUGUAUUCCCCUUCGUGGCAUCACUCCAGAAGUGAAUGAACUGUUGAUGGAAGCCCAGUUGCUCCAGGUAUCCCUUCCUGAAAUUCAGGAACUUUACCAGACUUUACUUGCAAAGCCAAGCCCUGCUCAGCAAACUGACCGAAGUUCACCAGUUAGACCUAGCAGUGAGAAGAAUGACUGCUGCCGAGGGAAACGCGAUGGAGUCAGCAGUCUUGAGAAAAAACUGAAGAGACGCCUGGAGAGAGAAGGCCUCUCCAGUGACCGGUGGGAUCGAGUUAAAAAAAUGCGGACCCCUCAAAAGAAGAAAAUCAAACCGAGCCAUCCCAAGGACUUGAACAAUUUCAAAUUAGAGAGAGAGCGUAGCUAUGAAUUAGUCCGAUCUGCCGAAACUCAUUCCCUGCCCUCAGACACAUCCUAUUCUGAACAGGAGGACUCUGAGGAUGAAGAUGCCAUCUGUCCAGCUGUGAGCUGCCUGCAGCCAGAAGGAGAUGAGGUCAGUGAGGUUUGGGCCAUAGAGGACGUGCUUUCCCUUAACUCAGAAACCCUGUAAGCUAGACCUCAUCUCGCUGGGUCUUUCUCUUCUGCUUGUCUGCUUUGAGCCGAUCUGAAUGGAUUGCUCAGUCUUCCCCCCACUGAUACCUCUGCUCUUAACCAUCGUUCCUGGGUCUCCUCCCUUUCCUUGAAGAAACUCUCGUUCUUCCCUUUUUCCUUUUCUUGUUUCUCCAGCUUUCACCGUCCCGGCGCUAAGAAGGUGGGAGGGAUGCUGAUGUAAUACCCUUUUGCUUACUAUCACAGGGCAGCACUGUCUUACCCAAAGCAGUCACGACUUGAAGAAUGACUUUGACUCGGUUGCUUUGGCUGGUGGGCCAGCUACACUCA